Molecule: messenger RNA, 1500 nt
Organism: Uloborus diversus
Lineage: Eukaryota; Metazoa; Arthropoda; Arachnida; Araneae; Uloboridae
Product: dual specificity calcium/calmodulin-dependent 3',5'-cyclic nucleotide phosphodiesterase 1-like
Exons: 13
Coding region: 1-1500 (499 amino acids)
Biological process (GO): signal transduction
Molecular function (GO): 3',5'-cyclic-AMP phosphodiesterase activity
Source: RefSeq, a predicted model, not a curated record
AUGAAUCCACGCGGGGGGCAACUUCUGCGAUCCAAAGCACAAGAAAGUGAUAGUCUGGACCAAGCAGAAAACAAAUUGCCUCCCGUUGACACGAUGGAAGCAUGCAACAAGGCGGCGGAAAGGCUCCGUGAGCUGGCGAAUCAUCUUCAACAUGGUGAAGUGCCCAUAGCAGUUUUGCAGAAGGCUUUACAGUACGCAGCUUGUGUCCUGGAUACAGUCUGCGUUGAUGACACAAGCCGGCGUACUCUUGACGACGAAGACGAACUCUCUGAGUUCCAGCCUAAUGCUGUUCCUACGGAAGUGCGAGAAUGGUUGGCGUCCACUUUUACAAAAAAGACAGCAACUCAAAGAAGACGGUCUGAGGAUAAACCACGCUUCAGAUCUGUGGCCAAUGCAAUCAGAGCAGGCAUAAUGGUAGACAGACUCUACAGAAGAAUGUCCAACUCUACAUUAUUUUACAUUCCAACACACAUAUCACUUUAUUUGAAAGGAAUUGACGACUACUCCUUUGAUGUCUUUACUUUAAACGAGAAAGCGAAUGGGCAAGGCCUGCGUUAUUUAGCUUAUGAUCUACUCAAUCGCUACGGACUAACUCAUAAAUUCAAGAUUCCUUCAUCAACAAUGGAAAAUUUUAUGAGUCAAGUUCAUCAUGGUUAUGUUCGACACAAAAACCCUUACCACAAUGAUCUCCAUGCCGCUGAUGUUACGCAAACUGUGCAUUAUAUGCUUUCUCAACAAGGAUUAGCGAAUUGGUUGACAGACUUGGAAAUAUUUGCUGCUAUCAUAGCUGCCAUUAUUCAUGAUUUUGAGCACACUGGGACCACCAACAAUUUUCACGUGAUGUCAAGGUCUGAUACUGCUUUGCUGUACAAUGACAGAGCGGUCCUAGAAAAUCAUCAUGUGAGCACAGCAUUCCGUCUCAUGCGUGAAGAGGACUCAAAUAUAUUAUUUCAUUUGAGUAAAGAGGAAUAUAAGGAGUUUAGAUCGUUGGUUAUUGACAUGGUCCUGGCCACGGAUAUGUCUUCCCAUUUUCAACAAAUAAAGUCGGUCAAGUCCCUAAUCAGCCAUUCUGAAUUCAACAUCGAAAAGUCAAAAGCCUUGUCCUUGGUCUUACAUUGUUGUGAUAUUAGCCAUCCGAGCAAGACUUGGGAUCUUCAUCAUAGAUGGACUUUGCUUUUGAUGGAAGAGUUUUUUCUUCAGGGUGAUAAAGAAAAAUCUCUGGGCUUGCCAUACUCGCCUCUGUGUGACAGAAAUACCACUCUCAUUGCUGAAUCUCAAAUUGGUUUCAUCGAUUUCAUUGUGGCUCCGAGCUUAGAAGUUCUUGGAGAUAUGCUUGAAAAAAUUGAACUGAAGACGGAAAGCAAUCGUACCGCGCCUAUUUCUGAAUCGAUCAGCGAGGAAUCACCUUCAGAAAACAAUAAAGCAUCCGAUGCCGAACUGAGGGCACAGCUUUCUGUAGUCCAUGACGACGCCGAAUCUUCCAGAAAAGCAAACGUUUGA